ACAGUCGGAGAACUGUACUGCUCUGCGGAAUUUACUGGAGAGGUACAUGGCGGGUUCAUUUUUCUCUCUGUCAUUAACAUCUUUUUGUCAAUUACAGCAUUUUGGGGGAAUACUCUAAUCCUAGUUGCCCUUCACAAGGACACAUCAAUUCAUCCGCCAUCCAAACUCUUGUAUUGUAACCUUGCGAUAACCGAUCUCUGUGUUGGUGUCAUUGCGAAGCCUCUACGCGCUGCAUAUUGCACUUCGUUGGUAACAUUGACUGCAAUAAACGUGGACAGACUUCUCGCUUUGCUACUAGGUCUCAGAUACAGACAAGUUGUAACUUUGAAAAGGACAUGUUUAAUCGCUAUUGGUGGUUGGAUUGCGUCUAUUGUCGGUGUAUCUAUCUCCUUUCUGAAUCUUCUUAUAGUUUCAUUGUACGAUUAUAUCCCUACAGCUUUUUGUUUAGUUACUACAAUCUGCAAAAUUUUCAUGUCUCUGCGUCAUAACCAAAUUCAUGGUCAGAACCAUGUUGUUCAAGACAAUCGAGCCAAGCAAAUACACUGAAUAAAGCCUGAUACAGAAAGGCCGUGUACAGUGCACUGUGCGUGCAGGUAACAUUGGUUAUUUGUUAUCUGCCGCACGUUAUAGCUGUAGCUUUAACACCUCAAAGGGGAAUGCCUUUUUCUACUUACCUUGCUAGGGGAUUUACAGCUACUUCAGUGUAUUUAAACUCGUCGUUAAAUCCAUUGCUGUACUGCUGGAAGAUCACAGAAGUGAAACAAGCUGUAAAAGAAACAUUACAACAACUACACUUCUGUAUCAACUAA
Porites evermanni is the source of this 809-nucleotide messenger RNA. The record is from the annotation of a GenBank genome assembly. Lineage: Eukaryota; Metazoa; Cnidaria; Anthozoa; Scleractinia; Poritidae.